Molecule: messenger RNA, 1023 nt
Organism: Girardinichthys multiradiatus
Lineage: Eukaryota; Metazoa; Chordata; Actinopteri; Cyprinodontiformes; Goodeidae
Product: cytochrome c oxidase subunit 4 isoform 2, mitochondrial
Exons: 5
Coding region: 16-864 (282 amino acids)
Biological process (GO): mitochondrial electron transport, cytochrome c to oxygen
Source: RefSeq, a predicted model, not a curated record
GGGUAUAGAACUAAAAUGGUGUUCUUGUUUUACUUCUGUUCUGCAGUCAAACUAAACCCCUUCUCUGUUUUUGCCAGUCCUCUCACAUGCUCUGCUCAGUUGUUUAUUUGCCCAGAUAAGAUCUCCCUCCCCUCAUCUAAACUCCAUCCCCCUUCCAGCUUCCCUCUUUCUCCCUCUUCCUUUCAUGCAGCCUUUGUCGCCCGCCCACCAGUUGAUUCCUGCUCAGAGUUAGGAGGUGACAGGAGCGACAGGAAAGAAGCCCGAAGCAGACAUUUUUUCACAAGGACUUGGUGCUUUCCUGCUGCAUCUUUAAAUCUCACCACUACAAUGCUGCGCCUGACCUCAGGUCGCCUGGGAAGUCUUCUGGCCAGGAGUCCCAUCGCAGCCCUGACCACCAGCAGCAGAGUGAGGAUGAAGAGCCAGCAGAGUCAUGAGGUGGUAGAGACAGUGGACAUGUCUCGGCCUUUGUACUACGACCGGCUGGACACCCCUCUGCCUGACAAACCCUACAUUGAUAUCCUGAGUGAUGCUGACAAGAGCCUGAAGCAGAAGGAGAAGGGACCCUGGAGUCAGCUGACCAAUGAGGAGAAGAUCACCUUGUAUCGUCUCAUGUUCUACCAGACCUAUGCAGAGAUGAAGGAGCCUAAAGGAGAGUGGAAAACUGUAGUGGGUGGCAUCUUCUUCUUUCUGGGCUUCACUGGUCUGGUGGUCUGGUGGCAGAGAAUUUACGUCUACCCUCCGCAUCCCAGGACCAAUGAUGAGGACUGGCAGGCCAUGCAGCUCCAGAGGAUGUUGGACAUGAGGGUCAACCCUGUGCAGGGCUUCUCUGCCAAGUGGGACUACGAAAAGGGCCAGUGGAAAUGAAAGGAAUGUCUGGAUAGAGCCUGGGAUGCCACAGAGUUCUGACUUCAUUCUGUUUUAUCUCCGUCUCCCCACUCUGCCUCCUCUACAGCUACUGAGGGCUUCUGGCAAUUUAUUACUGUGGCCAUAACAUAAUUAUAAUAAAGCCUUCUUAUAACUCUG